CAAAGAUCCUGGGGAAGGUGGGAGAAAGCCUGAGCCGAAUUUGCUGCGUUCGCCCGCCCAUGGAGCGCUUCACUUUUGUGGAUGAAAACGCCAACUUGGGGACGGUGAUGAGAUACGAGGAGAUCGAGCUUCGCAUCUUACUGCUCUGCGGCAGUGACCUGCUGGAGUCCUUCUGCAUCCCUGGUCUCUGGAACGAGGCGGACAUGGAGGUGAUCGUCGGGGAGUUUGGGAUCGUGGUGGUGCCCCGGGAUGGAGCAGACCCCGACCGGAUCAUGAACCACUCCUCCAUACUCCGCAAGUACAAAAACAACAUCCUGGUGGUGAAGGACGACUCAAACCAUCCCAUGUCGGUUGUCAGCUCCACCAAAAGCAGACUGGCCCUGCAGCACGGGGAUGGACACGUCGUGGAUUACCUCUGCCAGCCCGUCAUCGACUACAUCCUCAAGAGCCAGCUCUACAUCAACGCCUCCGGCUAAGCGCCAGAGGUCUUGCAGCGAGACAGCCCUCGCGUCCCA
Molecule: messenger RNA, 515 nt
Organism: Cariama cristata (Red-legged seriema)
Lineage: Eukaryota; Metazoa; Chordata; Aves; Cariamiformes; Cariamidae
Product: nicotinamide mononucleotide adenylyltransferase 2
Exons: 6
Coding region: 60-476 (138 amino acids)
Biological process (GO): NAD+ biosynthetic process
Cellular component (GO): Golgi apparatus
Molecular function (GO): nicotinate-nucleotide adenylyltransferase activity; nicotinamide-nucleotide adenylyltransferase activity
Source: RefSeq, a predicted model, not a curated record